GAAAGUACAUGCAAAAUCAAAUUGAAAUUACUCUCUCCUUCAUGUUUUACUUAUAACUUGAUUAGAUACUACUUAUAUAAGGCUUUUAAAGCCACACUUAAAUGCUAUUGCAAUUUAAGACUUUUACUCGGGAGUUUAUCAAGUAAAACGAAACCUCUUCACUUCAACCAAAAAGCCAAACCACAAAGAAAACUCUUCAUCUUCAUCAAAACUUGGAAUAUUGUGAAGACGACUCAAGCCCACAAGGUAUCAAAAACGUUUAAUUUCUUUUAUCAUUGCAUGAAGAUUUGUUUUGUAAGAAUCUUAAUCUCUGUUUGAUCUCAUGUGGGUAGCAAUAACCAAUGACAACGUUAAUCGACUCAUACGCUGCACAAUGUUGGAAGUGUCUCAAAGUGAGAUAUGUAGAGUCCCAAGAAAAAUACGAGGAUAUUCGAAGCGAAACACCGAAUAAGUCUUUUGAAUGCAGGAGCUGUGAAGAACCUGGAGAUGUGGAUAUGAACUUUGAUUCCCCUGCUGUGCGUUGGUUUCAAGAUCGACAUGGUAUACCCAAAACCCCUCAAGGGUUGAAGAGGAUUUUGGUUGUUCGACGAAGCGGCGAGAAAGCCGAUGUUUAUUACCAAACAGAAGCUCCUAAACGAAAGAGACUAAAGUGUUUCAAGGACGUCACUAAGUUUAUUGAAGACAAUGAACAAUUCAAAGACAUGAAGAUAGAAGAGGUUUCUUUUGCCGCACCCAAACGAAUGAAGAAAAAAAAAGUCUAACUAAGGAUGUUGUUGCUGAUAACAAGACUUGACAAGAUCAAUAAUUUAAGGUUUAUAACAAGACUCUUAGUUUCCUUUUACAUAAAACUCAAGCACUAGCUUUUUUUUUUUAUUAUGAGUUUUAAGGCUUUAUUUUUCUCUCUAUCGAUCUAUUGAAUGUCUUUUUUGUUUACCUAAUGAUAAUGUUGAUGUUAAAGACUCAAAACAUGGUAGUAGAAUUCAAAAAUACAACUAAAGAUCUUUUUUUUUUCUGGGUAC
This is a messenger RNA of Arabidopsis lyrata subsp. lyrata, 1019 nucleotides long. RefSeq names its product methyl-CpG-binding domain-containing protein 3. NCBI's taxonomy places the organism in Eukaryota, Viridiplantae, Streptophyta, Magnoliopsida, Brassicales, Brassicaceae. The transcript has a single exon. The coding region runs from base 342 to 761 and encodes 139 amino acids. Gene Ontology annotation, molecular function: DNA binding. The record is from RefSeq and is a predicted model, not a curated record.